UCGAUUUAUAGAAAUUGCAGUUUGUCAUCUUUCUCGGUUGAUCUUUAAUUAGAUUACAGCGUAUUAAUAAAGGAGUAAAAUAAUAAAAAUUACACAAAUGGCCUCGGCUGCAAUGUCACCAACUGAUGAUGACGAGCUUACUCUUCCUCGAGCAUCAAUUAACAAAAUAAUCAAGGAAAUAUUACCUCAUGUGCGAGUGGCAAACGAAUCCAGAGAGCUUAUUUUGAACUGCUGUACAGAAUUCAUUCACUUGUUGUCUUCCGAAGCAAAUGAAAUUUGCAAUCAACAACAAAAGAAGACUAUAAAUGCAGAACAUGUUCUACAAGCACUUGACAAAUUGGGUUUUGGUGAUUACAACGCAGAAGCAGAAGCUGUAUUGCGAGAUUGCAAAGCUGUUGCGGCUAAAAGAAGACGUCAAAGUACCAGAUUAGAGAAUUUGGGUAUUCCAGAAGAAGAAUUAUUACGGCAACAACAGGAGUUAUUUGCUAAAGCAAGAGAGGAACAGGCAGUCGCGGAACAGCAACAGUGGCAACAAUUACAAGCUGUUACACAAAUGGCAUCUAUGCAACAAGGUGACAGCGAACAAGAAGAUUAUUCAUGAAGAAAUUCAAACGAUGAAGAUCGCGUUUGCAAAAAUAAUUUCUUUUAUUUAAAAAAUAUAUUUAUAAUAUUUAAUAUAAUAUUUAAAAUAAAAGGAAGGGAGAGAGGAGCGGAAAGGAGGAUUAAUAAAAAUGCAAAUAUUAGCGAUGAGCAAAAUAAAAAAUGUCAAAUGCAAAUUCUAUUAUUUUUGAAAGUCUUUAAUAAUUUAAUUUUACAUCAUAUUUCAAUAGUACAUAAUGAAUACAUCUACAUAUUUCUUAAUUUAAAAUUAUAAUUUAUAAAAAUAAU
Messenger RNA from Cyphomyrmex costatus, 888 nucleotides. It is a transcript of the gene NC2beta, whose product is annotated as negative cofactor 2beta. Gene Ontology annotation, biological process: RNA polymerase II preinitiation complex assembly; negative regulation of transcription by RNA polymerase II. Lineage: Eukaryota; Metazoa; Arthropoda; Insecta; Hymenoptera; Formicidae. The transcript is spliced from 2 exons. The coding region runs from base 98 to 601 and encodes 167 amino acids. Gene Ontology annotation, cellular component: negative cofactor 2 complex. The record is from RefSeq and is a predicted model, not a curated record. Gene Ontology annotation, molecular function: RNA polymerase II general transcription initiation factor activity; protein heterodimerization activity; TBP-class protein binding.